Molecule: messenger RNA, 2708 nt
Organism: Oryzias melastigma (Indian medaka)
Lineage: Eukaryota; Metazoa; Chordata; Actinopteri; Beloniformes; Adrianichthyidae
Gene: aste1b
Product: asteroid homolog 1b
Exons: 7
Coding region: 143-2245 (700 amino acids)
Source: RefSeq, a predicted model, not a curated record
UUUUAAAAUAAUUGUACCACUUAAAAUGUUUUAGUGUAUAUUGCUGGCUUGUUUCAGUUCCUAAUAGUUUAUAUGAUUCGUCCUAUUUUGCUUAUGGCAUUUGUGACAAUUACAUCCGGAAAUUUGAAGGCUAUGAGACAGCAUGGGUGUGCAGGGUUUGACCACGUUUGUGGAGGGAAACAGCAACUUCCUUCAAAACUUGAAUUUUAAGAACAGCCGCCUGGUGAUUGAUGGCUGCAGCCUGUACUUUUACCUGUACUUCAACCAUGGAUUGGACCAGCAGCAUGGAGGGGAUUAUGAUGCCUUCGCUUGCCUGCUCAUCCGGUUUCUUUCUGCUUUGGCAGCCUGCAACAUCCAAGCGUUUGUGGUACUUGAUGGAGGAACAGACCCCAGUGAUAAGAAGUUUGCGACGCUACGGGAGCGCAUGCAGGGGAAGAUCAGAGACGCAGACCACAUCUGUCACGGUCGAAACGGGUCUGUCCUGCCACUCCUCACCAGAGACGUCUUCAUCCAGGUCCUCAUUCAGAGAGGGAUCCCGCUGGUUCAGUGUCCAGCUGAGGCCGACUGGGAAAUAGCGUGCUUGGCAUACAACUGGAAGUGUCCAGUACUGACAAACGACAGCGAUUUUUAUGUCUUUGACCUUCCAGCUGGCUAUCUGCCACUUCGUUAUUUCCAGUGGAGCAACGUUGGUGGAAAACCAUCUCAACGCCACAUCUCAGCUCGCCAUUACACCACAAACAGCCUGUGUCGCUGGUUUGGCGGGUUGAACCCGGAGCUGUUACCACUGUGUGCAGUCCUGAGUGGUAACGACUACAAGGCUCCGAAAGGGAUUGAGAGGCUUCUUUCUCUGAUAAACGUGCACGCAGGUAGCAGUAAAGGUGGAUCAUCUAGUUCUCGCAUUAAGGGACUCCUCAUUUGGCUGUCCUCUUUUCCAAACGUGGCCGAGGCUCUUGAAGAGGUGAGCAGGGUUAUGGGGGAGGAAGCUGGGGGAGGAAAGAGAGGAAAGGAGGGUGGGCUCAGCUUCCAGCUGUGGACAGCCAUGCAGGACUACAACAUCAAAUCUCAAAGCUCUUUGGCGAGCUGGUUCUCUGAAGGUAAGGCAGUCUUUGGAGGGAAGACGCUCAGUCUGGCGCAGCUGCCGGAGUACCUGAAACUUGCAGCAACUCAGGGACAGUUGGACCCUUUGGCCAUUGAUGCUUUGGUGAUGCGAAGAGUCUUUCUCAUUCCGCAGGUGGAAAAUAGUAAGUUAGCCAGCAGCCACUCCACAUCUAGAGCCGUACGUCAAGCUAUCUAUGGGCUUCUGCUGCAGAAAGAGCAAGAAAGUGCAACUCACAGAAGAAGUAGUGGAGGAAGAGGGCGGGGAGGCAGUGGUCAGGCAGGCACUGAACAGAAGUGCUUUAGUGCAGCAAGUACGGAGUCGAUUGUGGUUGAAGAGUACGACCGAUUGGAGAUAAACCUGAAAAAAAACCAAGUGGAGGCAUGCAUCACCAGGAACCAUGCACAUCUGAAUAAACUCUGCCAGGCGCCUGAGGCAGCACGGAUUCGUGUCCUGUUAGAUGUUUUGGGCGUGAAUGACUCCGUCCUGGCCCCUGUUCCUGCCCGCCUGCAGCUGGCUGUGGCCGUCACUGGGUUCUGGUUGCGGGAGGCAGUACCACCACCUUCACAGCUCGUGCUGCAGGCUUUGGUUCUGGGCUUGGUCUUUGGCGAGCUGUCAUUAAACAUACAGGCUAGAGCUCCUCAACAGCGACGUGCUGUCCCACAGCAUGACUGUGCUGCAGAACGAAACGGAAUGAAUCGACAACGAGUGAGACAAGGGAACAGACGGGGAGUGGAUGCUGGAGUAGCUCAUAGUAUCAGCCAAUGGCAGGCCUGCCUUUGGAGUGCACUGUGCCUCAAUCAGGUGCUGCUGAUGCCGCUGCCUCAGCCCCCUCUGUCAUGGAUUUUCAGUGGUUCUUUGGUCCACGGCCUCCUGAGGUACCUGAAUGGAGGCCGGCCUGCAGAGUCCCUGCUGACCGAGGGCUGCUUUUACAGACGACUCUACACCAUUCUGCUGGACGCUGUGAGGGACUGCGGCAUCAGAGCAAACCCUCGCUCUUCAGCAUCCAGCAGGCGAAGACGAGGCAGAAGAGGAGGACAUAGGGGUGGAAGAGGGGCUCGUGGUGGGGGUAGGGGUGCAGAGGAGAUCACCAACAGGUUUGCUCUCCUCAUGAGUGAGGAAGAGGAGGAGGAGGCGGAUGGGCUUUAAGGAAAUGCUACCGUUAUCAUACAGUCAAGAGAGGAAUGUCUUUUUAAUGUUUACUCUGAAUUGCACCUUUUUCACAUUCCAUUAUGCUUCAUCUUUUUACCCUUUUCUCCAGACUUCAACAUUUAGAAUACGCUUUUAUCCAGAUUAGGUACAAAACAAGUCAACACAUUUUAGGGGAAGUUAUAAAAAAAAAUAUUUUAAUCAUCUCACCAAAACCAUCUGCGUUGCCUUGUUUACAUGGAAGAUGCACUAAUAAUCAAUGCAACUAUGAGUUUAACUAUGUUGCAUUCUCAGUUUAACAUUUUAUGUAUUUUUCCUGUCUAUUUGUAUGUAUUUUUUAAAAUUGUAAAACAAAAAAGUAGCCAUUUCAAAGUGGAUCAUGUGUUUUUAUAUUGCAAUGGUAUGGCUGAUGCUGAAAAUAUGCACAUUUUUAAUAAAAAAGAAUGAGAACAACAUGCAUUUA